UUUUUAUAGGAAAUUCUAGAAAGGACUGGAAUCAAGUGGAGUUAGUGAGUACAUGGAAGAACAAAAGUGAAGCUCAAUGAAAUCUCAACGAACUGAAAGGGUCUAGAGGAAACAGGAAAGGAAGUUUAAGGGAUUGACUGAAGGAUUAUGAAAAUAUUUAGAUUUUACCGUGUCUUGCAGUCCGUGAGUCCGAGACGCGCCGAGUGUCGAAUGCAACCCAUAACAAACAUCCCGCGGUCCCGCCACACAGAAGGAAGGAAGAAGCGGAUCAUUUUUCGAAUGUUGCAGUACCUAUUCGUGGUGAAUGUGAGCCAGCAGGUAAUCCAGUGUUGGAGGUAUAACAGGAACAGCACUAAGUGGUACGCCAAAAGAAGAGCAACCACCACUUCAGGAUCGUCACGGGAGGAAAACAUCUUGGAUGGAGACAGUAUGAUAACCUUUUUGAAUGAGUGACCAAGCUGCUGCACAAACAUAUUGCAGUCUACAGAAAGGAAGGAGAACAACUUAGACAAGAAAUGGAAGUAGGAAAGACCAAGAAACAACUCACAACAUCACAAGAACAACAGCAACACCAGAGACCAUGUGCAAAUGUAUCAAACAAUUUUGUAGAAGGGCAGAAUGUAUCACCAGAUGAAGCCUCACUCCCUUCCUCCAAAAUUAGCUCUGAAAAGACAGAAACACAUAAAGACCAGAAUGGGACUCACUCUAAUGCUGGAAGUAAAAGAAGAAUGGAAGAGACAAGGCAGAAAGAGAAGAGUGAAUGUGGACCUUUAGAAGAAAAUGAAGAAGAAGAUGGGGAUUAUGGUGAAGAUGAAGAAGAUGAGGAAGAGUUAGAAGAUGAGGAAGAGGAAGAAGAUGAGUUAGAAGAAGAAGAGGAGGAGGAAGAGGUAGAGGAGGAGGAGGAGGAGGAAGAGGUAGAGGAGGAGGAAGAGGAGGAGGAGGAGGAGGAAGAGGAGGAGGAGGAGGAGGAGGAAGGAGAAGAGGAAGAAGUAGAAGAGGAAGAAGAUAUUGAAGGAGAGGAAAUAGAUGUAGAGAAUCUUGAAAAUAAUGAAAGGAUGGAAGAAGUAAUAACAGAAAAAGAAAUUAACAUCACUGACAAUGAAAUGAACCUCAGAAAUAUUAAAGAAGUAGAAAAAAAGAAAGAAAAAUUAGAUGUAUUUAACAAAAAAAGGAAGAAAGAGGCAGAGUUCAUAACAGAGGAAGAAGGGAGCUCUAAAAGAAAGAAAGGAAAGGUUGUACAGCAAAACGAAACAGAUAAGGAGGAGGAGGAGGAAGAAGAAGAAACUGUCAUUUCCAGCCCAAUACAAAGGAAGGAGGUUGAGACAACAGAAACAGAAACAGAAGACUCAGAGGUGGAGGACUUCCCAACAGAAGGUCUGCUGCAGGAACUACAUUUUCUCAAUGCUAGCUGUGAGAGACGACACCUCCAGAAGGGUGCUCUCUCUCAGGUACACAAGACUCCAAAAAAACAGAGGAAGCUUGAUUUUGGCAGUCCAUCAGAGGAGUCAAAUGCAAGGGAAGAGAACCGAAGUGGCAGCAGCUCUGCUAAGAGGAAACGUUCCAGAAAAAGCACUGCCUUUUCACCUCGCAAACUUGAUCCAGACCCAAGCCCAAAGAUGAAGCCAAGCAAAAUUAGUCCAUUGAUGAAGGGAGAGGAGAGUGAGGUAUAUCAAAAUUACAAUGAGUGUUACACUUCAGAGGAUGAAGAGGAUGAUGAGGGUGCCUUAACUAUUGUGGCACAUGAUGAGUCACCGAAGAAGAGAAAAGGAACUUCCCCUCCCAAGUCAAAGAAAAAAAUGCGUGGGGAAGAAGGGACAGAAGCUGCAGGGGAAGUGCCUCAAGAAGUCAUCGAGUUGAUCCAGUCUGGUAUUGAUGAAAUGCUGGAGGAGAAGGCUGAGCGAACACACCUCACAGCCAUCCAUGUCAAGAACAUUAUCAAGAAUGUGAUGACUGAUGAGAAUGUGUUGGCAAUGGUCCGCAACACUGUCCUUGGCAUUCCUGUUGGUGGUUCUGCUGGGUCUGCAGUGUAUGAGCCUACCCUCACUCGUGCCAAAACAAGGGAGUUAAUGGAGCAGCAAGCAGCAGGAAGGGGUCAGAGCAGCAUCUGGGCCGGACUGUCCAACCAUUCCCCUGGUGCUGCCUCCAUCUUCACCCCAGAGACACAAGCACUUGUAUCUGUUGACUUCCCUGAUGAGGAUGAGGAUGAAGAAUACAAGCCAGAAGCAGAUGACCAGCUGCAUAGUGAUGAAGAGAGCCUAGUGUCAGCUAGCUCUCCAUGUACACCAUCCACUAUGCAGUCUGCAUCCACCCCAGGCUCCCAUCACAGCCUCAACUUUCCAUGCUCUUCUUCAAGGAGUGCAGACAUAGGUACACCAUCCAGCCAAGUGCCAGUGGUGUUCAAGACGCCAAGUGUCCAGGAGAAGAGUGUCCAACGUGUGCUAACUUUCGAUAAGGAACCAAAGCAAGAGCAGGAGGUGGUGAGUCAGCGCACUCGGUCCAAGCUGCCCUUGACAGAAACACCCCUGGAGUGUCUGGAGAUGGCCUUCAGACCACCAGAUGUGACCACUGACAUGUAUGAAACAGAGGUGGACAAUGAAGAAUGGAAGGAGUUUCUCAUUGACUUCAUUCACCCAUUAAAGAGCACUGAGGUUGUUGAGGAUGAAGAGGCAGAUCCUGAAUACAACAUUCUAGAGGAUAAAGAGGAUGCACUAGAUUUGAGGGAAGAAAUGCGAGGAGACCGGGCUGUUCAAAUCUCUAAGAAAGAGAUCCAGCAACUGAUGACAGAGUUGUUGGACACCCUGGAUGGGGAUGAGAGGUCCGAGCCAAUAAGAGCCCAGCUUUCUCAACACAUAGUUGCACGAGAGGUGAAAAAGUCGCCAUUUAAGGCCCCUGAGAUCUGCCACCCUAACAAGCAGCAGCAGCAAGAUGGACCAGCACAAGGAUCUAUUUGGGUGGAGGUAGUGACAGCCGAAUUCACACCAACUCAGCUGGAAGUUUUGCAGUACCAGAUGAUACAACAUGUUCAGCUACUGACCACUUCGGUGCUGAUGACCCAUGGCUACCAUCAGUAUCCUGAACUGAAACAGGUUGCUGAUUCUUGUAUGAAGAGUCUGGAAGAAUUAAAAACAUUGUCAGAAUCCUGCAGUUUCCAGUCUUUUUUCAAUCCCAUCAAUCUCUCAGCUGGCCUGGAUUUGGUGGCCUCCCUCAAAGAUAUGAGUCCUUAUGCAAAACCAAAAGAUGAGAAAAGCAGCAGCAGCAAUACCUCAGACAUUCCACACAAUAUUGUGGAUUUGGUGUUAAACUCUACUGCCUUUCCUUACCCUCAUUUGCUGCCAACACGUAUGUUCCAGCUGCCAACCAUGCGUAGCUUCAACAAGGUGGUCUUUUUACCCUCGGAAGACGUAUUGAUGGCUUUGGGUUUAGAGCGUCACCUAGAUCCCAAGUAUUUUGGUGAGAAGUUGAGACCUCAGCAUCGUUUACUGAUGGAGGCACUGACCAAAAUCACCUCUAGCAUCCUAGUGGGCAAGACAGCUCGCCAGGCUGCUAACAGAGUCAAGAACAUCAGAUCUCGUGGCCGGGACACUUCCAACAACCCUGUUCUUCAAUACCUAGAAACAGGCACACUGGAGAUACCCUCUGCCGUGCCUGAUCCUCUGUUGCCAUUUUUCUCAUGUCCUGUACGUGCUGUGCCAAUAGCCAACCUACAGAAUCCCUUCAAGCCUGUGGUGAAGAAGCAGAAUGCUGUCCUCCUAAAGCAACAGAAGAAGGCACAUUACUUAGAAUGUAACCUUAGAACCUUAGAAGCCAAAUUCAAAGGGUUUCGAGGAAUACAGCAUCAGGUCCCGAACAUUGUCAUCGUAAAUCCACCAGAAGGCUCUUCAAUUAUACCUGUAAUCCCCUGUGUUAGCAACAUAUCACCACUCUUAAACUUUCCUGAUAUAAAGAUAACAGAUUUAUCUAUUCAGCCUCCAAAAAACUGUACUGAAACAGAAACUGACAAGUCUUAUGCUAUAAGUAAAAUGCCAGAGAAUAAGCAAUAUUCACAGAACAUUCAGAGCACAUCUAAGGAGAAAGUAGACAGUAAAUACAAUGACCUUGUAGAUGAUGUGCACAUGGUGUGUGGUGAAGAACUGACCUCUGUAGUGUCCCCUCAAGCAGAGAGGGAUACAUUCUCAGUUAGCCUAUCCAUGGACAAAAUACAAGAAAGUAACAAGAACUUAGAGGGUAAUUCUACUGCUCAUCCUCCGUCACAAAGCACAGAAAAUGAAAGUCUUGAGGUAUCAGGACCUGAGUGUGAUGGCGAUAGAAGGACAUCAGAGUCAGAAAAUACAGUAGAGAAAACUACUGAAAUAAUUCCCCAAAUAGAGGAGGAGGAUAUUUUGAAUGAUGAAAAACCAAGUGACAUUCCUAGAGAUACAAAUAAUGAAGCCUCAGAAAUGGAUAUUCAGGCAGACUCUAUUGUAAAAAAGAGUAUUGUAAAUAACAAAGAGAUAUUUGAAUCCCUGGAAGUCUAUAGCAAGAAUGAUGUAACUCCUAGUUCAGAAAAUAUGCCUAUUUUACAGUGCUCCCCAAACCAGGGUUCAUUGUGUGGCAGCACCACUCCAAGCACCCCAGAAAAGUUAAGUCCAACAACAACAAGUUUCCCAAGUCAGGAUUUGCACCUUUGCACACCUUUUACCACUCCACAAAAACCUGAGAAUGAAAGUAGUACUGCUGUGUCUCUCUCCACAUCCAACCUGUGCACACCUAUACUCACACCACCUGCCCUAACCAACUCUCCAGAAAAGACACUGCAAGAACUCAGACAAAGAAAUUUAACUGCUGAGCUAGAAACAUAUGAGGAAAUACGUGGAGCAGCAGGCAAACCAGUCAAGGGUGUGUCACAUAGUAAGGAUCAGAGUGCAGAGCAAGUUGGAGGUAAAGGAAAGGCUACCAUCUCCAUAAGAACAGUGAUACAGACCCCUAUAACUCCCAAGGCCACAUCAGUACACGAGGGCUCUGUGUUAUCUAAGGAAAAAGAAAAAAGAUCAAUUCACUUAAUCAAUGUCACACCAAACAAGCCAGAAACUCGUCUUCGCAAGAUUUCACCAGCAAAGACAUUUAAAUCCCCCUUGAAGACCUCCCCCCUAAAGCAAGUGUCCCCUAUCUUACGCAAGUAUCAUAAAUAUUCUCCCAAGAAGAGGAACAUCAGAUCUGGAAAAUUAUUAUCAAUCUUACCAAAAUUUACAGCUGCACAGUUGUCUGCACACCGCAGACUUGCACCUAAACCUCAGAAGGCACCAACAACCAGUGUAUCAGAGAAUGUGAGUGCCCAGGGAAAGGUGGCUCAGCACUCCUCGCGGUGUGAAAGCGUGCUGCACAAGGCAAAGCAGCACCAAGGAGAGAAUGGUGACCUCCUUCCCCUUGAGGACCAGCUGGGAGGGGAAGCUGUUAGGGCUUCUCCUCGUUCCCGUCCUGGACAGCAUCGACUAGAGGAGGACUUUGAGGAGGAUACUUUGGAGGAGGAGGAGGAAGAAGAUGAGGAUGAAGAGGAGGAAGAUGAAGAUGAUGAUUUAGCAGCAGAACAACAACGAGAGGAACAUUUGGCAGCCCUCUUGAAGGCCUCCUCCACCAUCACUCUGAGGCGGGGUGGCGGUGGAGGUGAUGGAGGGGUUGGAGAGCAUGGCAUGGAGCGUAAACUUACCAAGCAGCAGCGAAGGCUUCAGGCCCGCAUCUCUGCUUUGUCAUCUGUCCCUGACCCAGCGGCCCAGGAUAAGUUCAUGGCACAAAGUUAUCUGAUGCGAGUAAGAGAAGCACUGGUGGCCCAGGAUCCAGCUUGCUUCAAGAGGUUCUUAUUUAUCCUCAACGAUUUCACUGAGAACCCAGACAGAAGCCCCAUCCAGCUGUACAACCAAUUAUGUGAAGUUUUGUCUGAUUUUCCACAUUUAUUGGAAGAGUUUGUGGCAUUUCUGUUGCCCCAGCAAGCCAUUGCACUCGGCAAGUAUGCACAAUACUGUGCCAUUCACCGAAUGAGGGACUUCCUGGAAAAGUUGGAGCUACAGUUUGGCAAGCAGCCUCAGUAUAUCCAGAAGAUCAUACGCCUGCUGCAGACCUUCCAGGGGCGUCCCAGUCUGGACCUGGCAGAGGUGAAAACUGCUAUCACUCCACUACUGCGCUAUCCCCAUUUGGUGGAGUCUUUCACCCAGUGCUUCCCCUCUCAGCCUCCACCACCCAGUUUACAGAGUGAUUUUGAGGACUUAAAGCUGGAACGCUCUGGCUCUGUAGACAGCGUGGAGGAUUUGGUGCUUCCAGAUGAUGAUACCAGUUCCUCCCCUAGUCAGUGUGCAUGUCCUUGUCACUCUAAUGCCCCUUCCACUCAUCACACCCAACCAAUAGCUCAGCCUCAUACCCGGACUGACCACUGCCACUCGUGUGCUCUCAGAUUUUCAGAAGGCAGAGUGUACCUGCAGUGUGGUAAGACAUUACGACCUGCCAGAGUUACCUACACAGACAGCCACAGAGGAGUCAAGGUUACACCUUUUGGAGAGUCCAACAGUGAUGCCCAGGGUGAAACAACCAAGGAGUCCACUGGUACUUGAAUUAUGGAAGUACCCUAAACAAGUAGUUUUCUUUCCGGUCAUAAAGAAAUGAAGACUGCUCUUAUUACAGAAUAAAACAAUUGUAGGGAGAAGGCACUUGUAAACUCACUGGAGCAAUAGACACAAUCUCAUAAAGGAUAUAGACAUUUGCAAAGCUGGCGGAUGACUGAUUUUUUCAGGUGCGACUUUGACUUUGCAACUGCCGCCAGAUUUGGUGCAACUGCGACUGCAAUUCCUUUAUGCCCCCAGUGCAAUUUGUGACUGAGUUUUUUUUUUUUUUUUUUUUUUUUUUUUUU
Molecule: messenger RNA, 6874 nt
Organism: Portunus trituberculatus (swimming crab)
Lineage: Eukaryota; Metazoa; Arthropoda; Malacostraca; Decapoda; Portunidae
Product: GON-4-like protein
Exons: 26
Coding region: 516-6578 (2020 amino acids)
Biological process (GO): regulation of DNA-templated transcription
Cellular component (GO): nucleus
Molecular function (GO): transcription coregulator activity
Source: RefSeq, a predicted model, not a curated record